UCUGAUUGGUAUAAAAGAAUAAUUUAAUGUAUUUUAGCCAAAAUCAUGAUCUUCACUGAUUACCUAAUAAUGAAUGACUAGGUAUUUAGGUAGGUACUUUCAAAAAUUAUCCAUCCCUUCAUGAGAAAAGAAGUUGAAAGUUUCAUCAAUUUGGAUCAAUCGGGAACACAAUACGAUAGUUCAUAUGUGAGCAGCUAAGCAGCAAUGGUAUAAGAAUUACACGUACACAUUAUUCAUAAUUCAUAUACAGAGACAUAUAGACACACGAUCAGCGAAAGAAUCCCCUAUUUGAAAAAAAAGAGUAAUUAAUAGCAGUCCGCUGACAUGAACGCAGACGUACAUAAUACGUAUUAAAUCGUGUGCCUAAAGAUACAUACGUACAAACCUCAAAGAGCGGGGGACAGACUUUUCUUUUCUUUAUUUUCAACUCAACCAUAUGUGUUACAUAAGGCCUGCACAAAUUAUACAUAAAAACAAUCGAGAAAGUAGUUAUCACUUAUUAAAAUUUUGAGUAGUAUACAUUCUCGAGCAGCGCCAUCCAAUCGUCAAAUGUCACUCGUGGUACGAGGUACUCGUAAGUCGUAACCUUAUUCUUAUUUUCGUAUCGUGAUGGCUUUUCUAGAUUCUAAUAUGUGCGGCAAUUUUACAAUUUCUUAUUUUGAAAAUCACCAUUCGGAUUUUUUAUACGAUAAAUUCGACGAAUCCAAUGUUUUAAAAAAAGAAAUCGAAUACGAAUCCAAUUCCGGUGAAUACAAUUAUGAUCAAAAUUUGGAAAAUUACAUGCAACAGAAUUUCAAUAUUCAGCCUCCUGAUAAGAGUAAUUUCGUACAUUCAGCAAAUUCCUUCGAUUGCUCGGAUGAUUUUGAAAAACAUUCUUCCGUUAAAAAUAUGAUCUCAAAUCGGGCAUAUUCUUCACCUGAUGUGCGUAAAAGUGAAACGAACGAGAAUUUCGGACAUUUAUUAGAUUUCUUUGAUUUCUACGAUGAUCUCAAUUUGACCACUUCGACUGAUGAAUUGGAAUGUCUCGAUAAUAAGGAUUUUAUUAAUCAACUCUCCGAUAACCAAGUAGUUCUACACCAAAACGAAAGUUUAGUUUUGACUGAUCUCGUUACUGAAUCCUUGUCAAACGACGCAGAAACAUCUAAAUGUGAAGACACUCCACAUUCAACAACAAAAGAUUCUCAUCAGUGUCACUGGGUCGGAUGCAGUAAGGAAUUUCUUUCUCAAGAAUUCUUAGUUCAUCACAUAGAAAAAAAUCACGUCGAUUCGCGCAAAUCAGAUGAAUUUGUAUGCUUAUGGCAUCCUUGUCCAAGACUUUUGAAACCAUUUAACGCUCGUUACAAGCUUCUAAUUCAUAUGAGAGUGCAUUCAGGGGAAAAACCCAACAAAUGUCCGUUUCCAGGAUGUACAAAAGCUUUCUCGAGGUUGGAAAAUCUUAAAAUUCAUCAAAGAUCUCACACUGGAGAAAGGCCUUAUGCUUGCCAAUUUACUCAAUGUUCAAAAGCAUUUAGUAACAGUUCAGAUCGAGCAAAACAUCAACGAACGCAUUUUGAUCAGAAACCAUAUGCUUGUCAAAUCAAAGGAUGCAAUAAGCGAUACACUGAUCCUAGCUCAUUAAGAAAGCAUAUCAAAAUCCACACUUCAGCAUCUCAAAAACAUAAAACACUUCGCAAAAAUAAUCAAGUUAACAUAUCUUCUGUUGUGAAAAAACAAGUCAGUCAAAAUGUUCUCGCAAAAAAAAUGUUUGGAAAAGACGAAUACAAGUCCGAUAGAAAAUUCAAAGAAUACACCACCCAUCAAAAAUUCAAGUCACCAGAGUACAGUUCAAUCAAAAUUGAAGCAAUGGAGGCAAACGAUUUGCCAAAUUUAUUGCCAGAUGAUUUUUUAAUGUACCCAGACUACGAAUCAUACGAUUGUUUUCCAUCAUCUCAAGUUAAAAAUGAAACAUUGUUCAAAAAUUUACUCACGGAAAGUAUUCGAAACAAAGAUGAAUUUGAUCUGAUCCCCAGUGAAGAUUCGAUGAUAUAUUUCGAACUGGAAAAUGGACUCCUUGAUGAGAACGUCGAAACCCAGCACACAGAGUUUGAUGAUGUUAGUUUUUUAUACCUAGAAAAUUAGUUAAAUGUUAAAUUAAGAUAAGAAUUCGAUUUUAAGGUUUUAGUUUUAAUAUACUUGAUUGGUCUCAUUUCGCUUCCAAGAAUGAUCUCUUUAUACGUAAUUGCAUUUUGUUUACAUAUUAAGGAAAUCAUGAUCAUAUUUUUAAAACAAUUUUUAAGUUAUUUAUUAAUUUUUUUCAUAAAAAUGUGUUUUUUAUUUUUUUUUUAAAUUAUAACUUUAACAUUACGGAUUCCAUGUGAGAAGAGAUCCUCAGAGGAUCUCUUAUUUUGCAAAAAAAAAAAAAUCAGGUCAAAUUGAAUUUCACACAUGUGUUUACCUUA
Planococcus citri (citrus mealybug) is the source of this 2438-nucleotide messenger RNA. RefSeq names its product zinc finger protein 583-like. Gene Ontology annotation, biological process: regulation of transcription by RNA polymerase II. Gene Ontology annotation, molecular function: RNA polymerase II cis-regulatory region sequence-specific DNA binding; DNA-binding transcription factor activity, RNA polymerase II-specific. Gene Ontology annotation, cellular component: nucleus. The coding region runs from base 610 to 2118 and encodes 502 amino acids. The transcript has 9 exons. The record is from RefSeq and is a predicted model, not a curated record. NCBI's taxonomy places the organism in Eukaryota, Metazoa, Arthropoda, Insecta, Hemiptera, Pseudococcidae.